Molecule: messenger RNA, 4293 nt
Organism: Rhodotorula toruloides NP11
Lineage: Eukaryota; Fungi; Basidiomycota; Microbotryomycetes; Sporidiobolales; Sporidiobolaceae
Product: mitogen-activated protein kinase kinase kinase
Exons: 6
Coding region: 1-4293 (1430 amino acids)
Biological process (GO): protein phosphorylation
Molecular function (GO): protein binding; ATP binding; protein kinase activity
Source: RefSeq, a predicted model, not a curated record
AUGGCCACCCUCGGCCCCUCCCUCCUCUCGCACCACCCACACCACCACGCCGCCUCGCCCGCCAACUCGCCUUCGUCGCCUUCGUUCCCUCACCAGGCGCUGGGUGCGGGCUCGGCUGGCGCAGCGGGGAGGGGUGUCGAGUCUGCGCUGGGACGGACAGGCGCGGGAGGGACGGCUUCGCCUGAUCCGACUCUCACGGGGGCGGUGUCGACUCCCUCCUCCUCAGGCUCAGCAGGACUAGACUAUGCGUCCCUAGCCUCGUGGGACGACUCGCACGUCUCUCUCUGGCUUUCCACGACCCUCCCUCCAUCAAUCAGUCACACCUACGCCCCGCUCUUCGCUUCGAACGAUAUUCGAGGGAAUGUGCUACUCGAGGUCGACCAGCAAGCGCUGAAGGAGAUGGGGGUGAGGAGUGUGGGCGAUAGAGUGAAGAUUUGUGUGGCGGUCAAAGGGCUGAGGGGGAGGGUUGCGGCUGCGACUCGUGCGGGAGGGGUGGGCAGGAGACCGAGUGUGCUUGCGCGCUCGAGUGCGACGAGACCAACCAGUCCGCUCGUCCCUUCCUCGACCCUCUCGUCCCCGAUGCUCGUACAACCUUCGCCGCCCUCGACAGCGACAGCUGGUCACGCACACUCCGCCCCUUCAACAGCCACUUCCCCCGCUCCGCCCUCUUCAUUCUCCUCUGCGACCUCGCCCGCACGAAGACCUGGCUCCGCAUCGCUCUCGUACUCCGCCCGCUCAAUCAGCGUCGGGAACCGCAUCCCCCCUCCCUUGCACCUCGCGCAGUCCAACACGGUCACGACUGGAACGAGACUCGCGGUACAGCGCAGUCCGCCUUCGACUGGGUCGUCGUCUGCCACUACUACCUCCACGGCGCCGAGGACGAUAGCGACCAGUCCGAGAAGCGCGACUUUCCUGCCGCCUACGUCGCUCAACCAAGCGCGUGGAGUGGGGUCCAGCUCGUCCGGAUCGGCAACGACGCGAGGGACGAUCCCGCCGAGCCCGACGACCCUCACCAGCUCAGCGAGCACAAGCUCACUUUCGUUGGGCUCGCGGGGGCCCGCGACGUACGGCCAUCGCAAGGCGAGUUCGUCUGCGGGUGUUGGCGGAGUCGGGGGAAGACCGCAGGUUCAUCCGGUCCAGCAGCCGGUUCAAGACGUGCCGGCAGCGUCGUCGUAUGCUGGACACCCUUACGCCGCUUCAGGUUCAGGUUCAGGAACCGGUCCUACCCUUCUUCCUUCGGCUAUCCCACUUCCUUCUCGAUCCGCUACGACUCCCGCACUACCUACGACUACCCACCCCUCCGCCCCUCUUUCCAACCUCGAAAUGAUGCGAAAAGCAGUCAAGUUCACUUCCGCCGAUGGAGUCACCACCCGCGUCCUUGCUGUCGCGGAUGCGAAAGAUGGGAGGGAGGUGCUUGGGAGGGUCAUGAGGAAGUUUGGGGCGAGGGAGGGCGAGGAUGUAGAGGGGUGGGGGGUGUGGACUACGGAGGUCAGCGGGGCGGCCCGCCUGUUGACGGAACACGAGCUGUACCAGAUCUGCCAGAACGCCUCGGCGCCCGAGCGGACGCGCGGCCUGAUCGUCCGGCGCCACCACACGCUCCCGCCCGCCUCCUCGACCUCGAUCACCCUCUCGACUUCGCCGCCAACCGGCACAUUCCCCUCCACGCCCUCCUCACCCUCCCAGCCUUCCUUCUCGACUUUCUCCCCCUCCCAGUCCGCUGCACUUGCCAACAAACGCGGUCGAAAACUCCAGUGGGUCUUUGGAGAGUCGCACGCCGUGACGGCCGACUCGUCCCGUCCAGGCGGGACCGCCGCCUUCCCCUCUUCGCGCGGUGCGAGUCCGACGAGCCCCAACUAUCUCGGGAUCGAGAUUCCGAGGAUGGGAAUCGAGCCUGCGAGUGGGGACGAGUACGAUGCGUAUGAGGAGGACGACGACGAGGCUGAGGUGCUUGUCAUCGCUGACGGGACGGGCGCGGGCAAGGCGGAUGCGAGGGGCAAGACGAAGCUCAACCGCGCCAGUACGGUCAGCGUCAUGAGUGGACUUGAGGCGCCGGACUGGGCCAGGGAUUACUACGGCGCUGGAGAGCGCGGGCUUGACCCGGCUUCGUCGCCGGAGAAGGAGCGCGAUGCGUAUCCUCUCAGGAGAGGAGGACAGGAGAAGUCGCCUUACUCGCCGCCGCAGCGGACGAGUUCGAGGAGGAUCCCGCCUCCGACGUUCGUUCCCUCCGACGCCGUAUCGGUUGCUGCGCAGGUCGCCCGCCCAGCGCGCGAAGUUCCGCCUCCCGCCGUCCGACCAACGAGUACCAUCAACCCGAACGAAGGACGCAGCUCGUUACUGCCCGACUCGACGCGCAAGCUGCGCAACUUCUUCGGCCAGCGCCCGCCGUCGGAACUCAUCACGACGCACUUGACCGAGUACUUCCCGCUCGGCCUGCGGGGCGGUCAAGGGGACAAGAGCGAGCGGAGGUUGCUCAGCAAGCAGGUCAGGGCAAGUAUCAGGAAGAGCAUGUCGGCUGCAGCGGGAGGGGUGCUCGUUCCCGGCUCGGGCGGGAUCGGCAGGCGCUACUCGAACGCGAGUCUGGCGAGCAGGGUCAGCAGGACGCGCAGUCGGUUGCAGCCGCACGGGUCGUCGCCGCCGCCUGCGGUCCCAGGCGAGACAUCCUGGGAGCGGGAAAAGGACGCGCCGAUCAAGGAGCUGGCUGAGGAGGUCGCGACGCCUACGACCGCCACGAGCCGGUUCAGCGGGUCGUCGAACGGCUCGAAUGGGUCGCCGGCCAGCGAGGUGCACAUCACGAGCUCGUCGUUGCCCGCUGGACUCGCUGCGAGCUCGAGCGCGUCAGUCAGGACGGGCGGGCGGUCGCCACGCAGCUCGAGCGGCAGCAUGCUCGACCCGCCAGACGAGGCGGCCGAGGACGCCGGGCUCAGCCAGUCGCCCGGGUCGACCUCGAUGCUCGCGCUCAACUCGUCCGCGUCGUCGACUUCGACGUCCACCUCGGCGACCGAUCAAGCCGACACUCGCUCGCUCGCAUCGUCCCUCGCCGCGCCGACUAUCGGCAGCCGCCGCCUCUCACGCCGCAUGUCCCGCAUGUCGGCUUCCUCUCGCCUCAGCGUCGGUGCGCAGAGCUUGUGGGAGCGCCGCAGCAAGGACAGCGACGCGGCGAGCAUCAUCACCGUCGACGAGGUCACUGCCGAACUCGAGACGAGGCGGGCGAGCGGCGUCAGCUGGCGCAAGGCGGGUCAGGCCGGCGACAGUGACAGCGACGCCAGCGAUGACGAGGCGAGCGACUUUGACGCGGGCCUGAGUGACGAGGGUGACUUGAGCGACGAGGUGGAGGACGACGAGACGAGCGAGGAGGAGGACGAGCCCGGAACCGCCAAGCCCGAGUCCAAGGGCAUGAAGUGGAUCAAGGGCGCGCUCAUCGGCGCCGGCUCGUUCGGCUCCGUCUACCUCGGCAUGAACCCGAUGACGGGCUCGCUCAUGGCCGUCAAGCAAGUCGAGCUCCCGACGGGCAAGACGCACAACGAGGAGCGGAAGAAGGGCAUGCUCGAGGCGCUCGAGCGGGAGAUCGAGCUGCUCAAGGACUUGCAGCACGAGAACAUCGUGCAGUACCUCGAUUCGUCGAUGGACGGCCAGCAUCUCAACAUUUUCCUCGAAUACGUCCCCGGCGGAUCCGUCGCCGCGCUCCUCCAGAACUACGGCGCCUUCGAAGAAGCGCUGGUCAGCAAGUUCGUGCGACAGAUCCUCACGGGUCUCGACUACCUCCACGAGCGCGAGAUCAUCCACCGCGACAUCAAGGGCGCGAACAUUCUCGUCGACAACAAGGGCAACAUCAAGAUCUCCGACUUUGGCAUUUCGAAGAAGGUCGAAGACACCCUUCUCACCGGCGCCAAGGUUCACCGCCCGUCGCUGCAGGGUUCCGUCUAUUGGAUGGCUCCCGAGGUCGUCAAGCAGACGGCGUAUACGAGCAAGGCCGACAUCUGGUCGCUCGGCUGCCUCGUCGUCGAGAUGCUUACGGGCGCGCACCCAUGGGCGAACCUGACGCAAAUGCAGGCCAUCUUCCGAAUCGGCUCAUCCGUCCGACCAACCGUACCCGACGACAUCUCAUCCGAAGCCGACGACUUCCUCGAGCAAACCUUCGAAAUCGAGCACACCGAUCGCCCUUCCGCGAAAGAGCUCCUCCAGCACGGUUUCAUCCGCGACCCCGACGCUCUCGCCGCCAGCCAGCAGACGCCAACGCGGGCGACGUUCAGCCAAAACGGCUCGGACAACGGGUCCAGCAGCGGUGGGUCGUGA